Molecule: messenger RNA, 269 nt
Organism: Staurois parvus
Lineage: Eukaryota; Metazoa; Chordata; Amphibia; Anura; Ranidae
Source: the annotation of a GenBank genome assembly
GGAUCACUGACAGGACUGUCAGAAAAGUCCAUUUAACCAGAGAUGAGAGGGCACAGGAAAGACUUAAAGCAUUUGAGUUCCACUCAAAAGUGGCAGCUCCACUUAUCUGCAGAUUUUUUCACUUUUAUUUUCAGGGUGUCCUUGAAUUCAGUCCUCUGUAGAUUGAUAAUUUUCAUUUUUCCAUCAAACGAUGGAGCAUCCUUAUGUUCCUAACAAAUUACCCAGUCCAUAUCAGUAUAGAUAUCCAGCAUGAAAUGUUUCCCUAUUGA